UUUUGUUUUAGUAUUAGUUUUUCUAUUUUGUCAAAAAGUAUGGCAUUUCCUCCACCUUACAACAAUCCAAUGAUGGCACCGAGAAUGCCACAGCCUAAUCAGCCAGGCCAAUUUACAGGACAAAAAUUUGGAUUCUUUUCACCCCAAACAACUAUACCAACGAUGCCUCCACAAGUUAUGCAAAUGCAGAUUCCCCAGUUGCCUAUAGUUGGAGGGGUUCAAUUGACCUUAAGACCAAAUUUUCGACCGUUUGUGAGACGACCGGCAGAAGCGCCGCCAACUCAAUUCGUCCCGCCUGUUAAACCUGUUGCGGUCACAACUGUUUUUAUUGGUAAUAUUACUGACUUAUGCGAGGAUAGUCUUAUUCAAGAAAUUUUGGGAAAAUGCGGAACUGUCCAUACCUGGAAACGUCUUCAAGAUCCUAAUGGAAACUUUAAAGCUUUUGGUUUCUGUGAAUUUGUUCACCCUGAUGGUACCAGAAGAGCAUUAAGAGUGCUUAAAGAUUAUCCUCUUGGCGAGAAACGUUUGAACGUUAAAGUUGAUGACGCUACUGAAAAAUACUUGAAAGAAUUUGCUGAGAAUCAAACACGUUUGCUUGGUAUGGACUCGGGUACGCCAAAAUCAAUAAAUCCUGAAGAAGACGAUAAACAGCUUAGAGCAGCAAUUAAAGCAAUCAUAGAGAAAAAAGCUCCAGGAAUUCUUGAAGUUAUGCCGGAAGAUGAUGCAAUAGGUGAUGCAGUUACCAAAGAUGGAUCUCAAAAAGAUGUUGUAUCUAAAAGUCCAGUGGAUGAUGAAACUUCUAAGGUACACAAGCGUAAACAUUCUUUGUCGCCAUCUGGGAAGAAAAAGCGAAGCUCUUCAAAAAGUAGACAUUCUAAACACGAUGGAUCGCAUUCUAAAAGAUCCAGACGACAUUCAUCAGAUUCAAAUUCUUCCUCCGGAUCAUCAACAGCCACAUUACCAAUACAUCCAUCACCAAAAAAGAGUACUUCCUCAUCUCGUCAUCAUCGUAAAGGAGGAACGCCUUCUUCAGAAGAUUCUUAUGUUCUAGCAGAGAAGCGUCGUUUAAAAAAAGAAUUGGCAGAACGUGAAGAAUCGUAUAUUACAAGAUUAAAAAAAUGGGAAGAAAGAGAAAAAAGAAUGGCAAAACAAUAUGCAAAGGAUCGUGAAAGUGAAGUACAAAGAAAAAAGACUAUUGAUAAAGAAGCUAAAAAACUUAGACAAUUUUUGGAAGAUUAUGUUGAUGAAAGAGAUGAUUUGAAAUAUUACAAAGGUUCUGCCUUACUUGAACGUCGUCGAAAUUAUGAGCGUGAACGUGAGGCUGAUGCUAAAGAUAGACAUGAAGAGAAACGUGAAAUGGAAGAGGUUAAGAAACAAUUACUUAAAGAAAAGGAAGAACAGGAAAAGUUGCUUUUACAACAACAAAAGGAAAAAGAGAAGGAAACGACUCAAGUAAAGGAGAUUUGGGAGACAGUUCCCGGACGUCCUCAUAAAAAUGGUGUUGAAAAUAAAGAAAAAGAUAAGCCACUUCCUCCACCUAAUAAUGAAGAAGACGAAACUUCAAGUCCAUCACCAGUUAAAAAGCCAAUAAUAACAACAAUACAACAAAAAACAAUUCAGCCAGUAAAUGGUCUUUUUGAGGAAGAUGAAGAAGAGGAAGAUACUUUACAUCAAAUUAAGAAGAAAAUUAAGCCGUUUGAAAUUACAAGAGAGGAUCGUAUUCAAUCUUUGACGCCAGAAGAACGAAAAAAACUUAUAAAAGAUUUGAUUACUCGAAUUCCAACAGAACGUGAACAACUUUUUGCAUUUUCUCUAAGUUGGGAAUUUUUGGACAAACAAUUAAUGGAUUCAAGAGUUCGUCCAUGGAUUAAUAAAAAAAUUUGUGAAUAUAUUGGUGAAGAAGAGCCGUCUUUAGUUUCUUUUAUUUGUGAAAAAAUUGAUUCAAGAGCUUCUCCUGAUAAUAUUUUGGCUGAUCUUUCAAUGGUACUCGACGACGAAGCAGAAGUUUUUACAGUAAAAUUAUGGCGAUUAAUAGUUUAUGAAAGUGAAGCUAAAAGGCUUGGAUUAAAUGUAUUGCCUCAACAACAACAACAUUCUAGUAAUUCUGCAAAUAGAAGCAGCAGUGGAAAAUGA
This is a messenger RNA of Meloidogyne enterolobii, 2133 nucleotides long. Lineage: Eukaryota; Metazoa; Nematoda; Chromadorea; Rhabditida; Meloidogynidae. The record is from the annotation of a GenBank genome assembly.